Fimicolochytrium jonesii is the source of this 1669-nucleotide messenger RNA. Its product is annotated as Alpha/Beta hydrolase protein. Lineage: Eukaryota; Fungi; Chytridiomycota; Chytridiomycetes; Spizellomycetales; Powellomycetaceae. The transcript has 2 exons. Gene Ontology annotation, molecular function: triacylglycerol lipase activity. Bases 196 to 1551 code for a protein of 451 amino acids. The record is from RefSeq and is a predicted model, not a curated record.
CGAUCUGGUGCUGCUUGGUGGGAUGUAUGGAAGCUUUUUGAGCGAGAAGGAUACAGGGAAGAAGGUGUGGUUGAGGAUGGAUCAUGUGCUGGGGUGGGGUGGGGAGAUUGAUGUGGGGUUGAGUCUUGAUGGGGUGGAUGAGAGGCUUGUGCCUAGCGGGUAGGUCAUUGGAUUCUCAUCGUGCACGGCCACGAAAUGCAGUUCAAUUUAUUAUCCUUUUACGCCAUCAGCAUCCUAGACCGCAUAGGCCCCAUCAACGUCUGCGCCGACCUCGUCCGCGAAUUCAAAGCCCAAGAAGCCUGCAGCAACGGCCAAUUCCGCUUCCACCCCUUCGCCUACGACUGGCGCAAAGAGCCUGAAUCCUCCUCCACCGCUCUCGAAGCCUUCCUAACCGACAUCUACGCCAAAAACGGCGGCCAGAAAAUAACCGUCAUCGCCCACUCCAUGGGCGGGCUGAUCGCCUUAUCCGUCGUCAACCGUGUCCCGCACCUGUUUAAGAGCGUUACGUUUGUGGGGACACCGUUUGGAGGCGUGCCCUUGAUUCUGUGGCAAUUGAAACGCGGGACGCCGUUUUUGGCGCAGAGGAAUCUGAUGACCCCCGAUUUGCAUUUUGGGGCGCGGACAAGUUUUGUGUUUCUGCCGACUGAUGGGAAGGGACUUGUGGUUGAUGGGAAGAAUGGGGAGGAUGAUUAUCUUGUGGAUUUUUAUAACGCUGAUGAAUGGAUCCGCAACACCCUCUCCGAAACCCUCUCCGAAACAACCGCGCCCGAAACGCUCACAAAGCACAAAAAUUACCUCACAACAACCCUCGCCGCCGCCAAACGCUUCCGCCAAUCCCUCGCCUACAAUCCCGCCCUCCAAUCGCACUACCCGCCGUUCACACACCUCAUCUCGAGUAAAUGGCCCACCGCGACACGGAUAAAAUGCUCCAUCGCCCCGCCGCCCCCCACCGAGCCUGCGAGCACCGCUAGCACGACGACGCCGACGAUGAAACCCCCCGACCGAAAAAUCGACCUGAAGUACCUCUGGCCAACAACCUUCCUCCCCGGCGACGGCGUCGUCACGCGUACGAGCAUGCACAUGCCCGCCGGGUUCACAUGUCACGAGGUCGAGAGCUCGGUGGGGCAUUGGGCGAUGAUGAAUGAUUUGCGAGGUGUGAGGGCGUGCUUGAAGAGAGUUACUGGGAGAGUGGGUGGCGUGGGGGAUGCGGUGACGGAGGCGGUGAAGAGGGUGGUGGAUGGCGGGGCGAUGCCGGUGGCCCCGGAGGAGGUGCCGAGGUCGAGGCCUUUGGAGGCUGCACGGGAGCAGGAGGAGGCGGGUCAACAUGGAUCGGAUGCAGUUAGCGCGCAACUCGCGGCGGAGGAGGAGAUGAUCCCGCCGCCACAUGCAAACGAGUCGGGGGACGUGUCGGCGGAGUGGCAGGAGAUUGAGGCUGGGACUGUUCCGCCGGCUGGUACGAAGCUGGAACGGGAGAGCGUGCAGCGGGUCGGGCAAAGGUUGAGGGAGGCUGUUUCGGAGGAACAUUUGAAGGGGAAGGUUUCUGUCGUGUGAGAUAGGGAACACAAACAAGUUCCACGCUCGCGGGCUUCUUUACGUGUUAGCUUAAAUAGAAGAUGGGAGAGUGCCGGUAGCUGUAGGUAGAUAUGAACGAUGUGAGAUCAUCCGUAGC